This is a messenger RNA of Cynara cardunculus var. scolymus (artichoke), 2105 nucleotides long. RefSeq names its product GPI transamidase component PIG-S. NCBI's taxonomy places the organism in Eukaryota, Viridiplantae, Streptophyta, Magnoliopsida, Asterales, Asteraceae. Gene Ontology annotation, cellular component: GPI-anchor transamidase complex. Gene Ontology annotation, biological process: attachment of GPI anchor to protein. The record is from RefSeq and is a predicted model, not a curated record. The transcript has 13 exons. The coding region runs from base 11 to 1864 and encodes 617 amino acids.
AGGUUCAUCAAUGGCGGAAAUCACUGAAACUAUGGGAAAUGAGUCGUCUCCUUCAGAAGAAAACAGAAACGAAAACUCAGAAAGAUCGAAUUUCGAUAAUAAAACAAUGCGAAAGUCAAAACCUGGAUUGAAGCGUCUCGCACUAACCCUAACUGUUUUCUUCUCUUUCCUCUUGGGUCUUCCAUGGUUGCUUAAAUCGAUAGAGAUCUACCGAUCACCACUUCCGUUUCGCGACAUAGAUUCAUUAUCAAAUGCAAUUGAUUCAAAUCCGUUUUUAUUUCCGUGUAAAUUCCAUGCAGUGUUUGUUAAUUUUGAGCACAGUACUCCCAUAAAGCAAAACGCUGAACAGCUAGGGUUUUUGGUUAGCAGUCAUAUGUUACAAUUAGCUGAUGGUAAUUCAUUUUGUGGCACUUGUGAAAGCAAAUACACAGUCUCAGUUAGUUUAGACUCUGGUAAUGGCUGUGUAGAGUACGAAGAUGCUGAUAGAGGGAGGGCAUGGAGAUGUGGGGCACUAAGUGAGUUCAAAUUUGAUGAAACUGUGAAAAACGAUGAAGUUUUAGAUGAAUAUCUAGAAUCUGUUGUAGGAAGAAGGGGCAGAGUUUACACUGUUGUAGUUGUGAAUGCUGGUGAAGGGUAUAGGGUGAGGGCGGUGGUGGGGAAGCAUCGACAUGCUUGGAUUGUAGGCAGGUUUUCAGAGGUGGAUAUGCUAGCGGAGAAAGUAGCUGAGAUGUUUGUUAAGAUAUUUGUGGGUGGUGCAAAAGAAGAAGGGGCCAUGCAAGGGGAGUUUAUGCCUGUUGGUGCUGAUGGGAAAAUUGUGCUUUCUUUCAAUUUGUUAAAUGCCGAUCCACGUGAUUGGAUUUAUGAUUGGGAUUUUAAAGAGGUAGAUGAGAAAGUUCUAUCCCCUACACUUGAAGCCUUGGGCCCUAUAGCAAAUAUAAGCGUGGAAAGUCAGGUUCUGUAUCAUACUCCAAAAUCUUCAUAUUCUUAUUGGGAUGUGGAAGUGGAGAGCCACAUCUUUAGCACCAAAGAUCUUCCGUUCUUUGUGAAUUCAAAUGAAUGGCACCUGGAUACUUCAAUUGCGGCUGGUGGACGGUCAAAGAUUUUGCAAUUUGUGGUAUAUAUACCAUCUGCCAAUGAAUGCCCACUCAGGUUACAGCUUCCAAAUGGAGAGAUUUCCAUGACAAAUGCCUUUAUAUCUCCAACAUGGGGAGGUGUUGUAGUUUUGAAUCCUCCCAACUGCUUGGGAAAUGCAAAUAGCAUGCACCCUCUCAGGCGCAAAGUUUCUCCUCAGGAACUUAACCAGAUUUUUGAAGUUUUCAUGGGGCAGCUUCGGCAAUUGUUUGGUUUAAAAUCUACUGGUUUCUACAAGGGUGCAUCAGGCUCGUCUAUUCUUUUAGCUAGUGAAAGAGGCUUUACAGAAUGGGAACUAGAUGUCUUGGCUCGGCAACAUGCAUGCUUCAAUCUUCGUCAGUGUGGUACAACCCUUGGAUCACUUUCAAGAUUGGUCCAAUCAUUACCAAGAAUGAUCAUCAAGGAUGAGAUUGGAAAACAGGUCAAGCUUUCUCUUGAGGCUGCAAAAUUAGCUCAGAAUAAUGCCUCACAAGGCAUUUUUGAUGCUUCAGUUGUUUCCUCGAGGCAUGCUCGAUCCUUGGCUGAGGAUGCAUUCUUUCACCCAUCCGUAAUGUCUGUCAGUUACUACUCAUUUGAGCACUGUUUUGCUGUCUACUCGCCUUUCUUUCUGCCACUCUCACUACAUGUGAUUCUUGCGGUUGUGAGAGAGAUCAAGAGAUACAAACAAGAAAGCAGAAAAUAUGCAGCUUGGAAAGCUGUAGGAAAGCAGCAUGCCGGUCCAACAUCAGACUGAAAAGAAAGCAAAGUCUAACAUAUGAACAAGAUUUAGCCAUUUUCGCUGUUGUAUUCAAAUAUGUAUUUUUCCCACAGAAAAACUGUAGCUUACAGUUGAAUAUUAGCACAUAAUAUUUCUAUAUACCUUCAGACAUUCGAAAGGUGCUUAUGGUCACAGGUGACAGGACCAUACGAUGACUUAGAUUUUUGGUCUUUCGGCUUUAUCAAUUCAAUCUCCAAUUAAAUUUCAUGUGUUAAAA